UUCUAGAGCUGCAUUUCGUUUCCUAUUUCUAGUUUACCCAUUGCGGAGUAUAAUUAAAUUUUCUGGGAAAUAAUGUGGAUUCGCACAGCGAGUUGGAUUCUGUUGCUAUUUAGCUUUGAUCGGAUGUACUGCAUGCCCAAACCACCGGAAUCUGUUAGAAAAACUCGACAAGCACCAAAAAGGAUCAGAUUGGAAGAUGCAGCGAAAUAUCUGUGGAGAUAUGGAUAUGUGUCAAAAACAACGACUUCGAAGACACUUGGGUCGCUUGAAACAUUGGAUGAGAGCACAAUAGGGGAUCCACUCAUGCGAUUUCAACAAAUGGCAGGGAUUCGUGUCACAGGUGAAUUAGAUGGUGAGACGUUACGAUAUAUGACAAUGCCAAGAUGUGGAGUUGACGACACUGUGGGAGCCUUUUCUAUGAGAUCAAAAGGUUACAAUACUCGUGGACGAUACGAGGGAAAGAAAGGUAAAGGCAGAGGUAAAGGCAAAGGUAGAAAAAAUAAAAAAGGCAAAGGACGUGAAAACAAAGGGAAGAGUCGAACAAAGCGAUACGAUUUACAUGGUGCGAAAUGGGAAAAGAAGAAGCUGACUUACAAAAUAAUUAAUCAUACACCAGACAUGACAGAAACUCAGGUGGAAUCGGCUAUGCGAAGAGCACUGGAUCUUUGGGCUGCAAAAUCUUCCCUCAGAUUUCAAAAAACAUCCAGUGAUGAUGCGGACAUAACAAUUUCCUUUGGUACGAGGAACCAUGGAGAUCACUACGCAUUUGACGGCAAAGGAGGAACAUUGGCUCACGCGUUUUUUCCGACAAGUGGACAAGCUCAUUUUGACGACGACGAGGAUUUCAGCCACAAAGGAGAAGGCACCAAUCUGUAUAUUGUCGCUGCGCACGAAUUCGGCCACAGUCUUGGACUUGCACAUUCUACAGUUCCUAAUUCUUUGAUGGCACCAUUUUAUCAAGGAUAUGUUGAGGAUUUUGAACUCCAUCCAGAUGACAUAGCGGCUAUUCAACAACUAUACGGUAAAAACGUUGAUGAAAAGGUCGAACGAGGUAAAAAGCCUCCUCCAACUUUACCGCCAAAGAAGGUUAAGCCAACUAAGAAACCUCGAGUGAAUGUUCCUGAUUUAUGCUCGACUAAUGUGGAUGCCAUGUUAGAAUACAAAGACGCAAAAAGGACUAAAACCUACGCCUUCAAAGGAAGUUAUUAUUAUGAACUGAACGAUUACGGAGUUGUUCCUGGAUUUCCCAAGAAAAUUGGAAAAAACUGGGAAAGAUUACCUGGAAAUUUAAAUGCAGCAGCUCAUUCCAAAAAUCACUGGAUUCACGUAUUUUUUCAAAGUUUCAUUUUACAGGUGAUAAAAUCUACUGUUACAAAGGAAAAACGCUCAGAGCCGGUUUUUCCCAAAAAGACACAAGCCUUGGGACUCCCUUCACAUCCCACUGCUGUUCUUUCAUGGGGAUAUGAUGGAAUGUUUUACAUUUUCAAAAAAAAGAAUUUUUACGUCUUCAACGAAUUUUCGACAAGAGUACCAAGACCACGUCAUAUAUCAGGAACUUGGAGAGGAGUGCCAGAAGGGAUUGAUGCUGCAAUAACAUGGACAAGAAACAGAAAGACGUAUUUCUUCAAGGGCAAUAAGUAUUGGCGAUUCAACAAUUAUGACAGAAAAGUCGAUGAAGGAUAUCCACAAAAUCUGAAUGAAAAAUGGUUUGGGUGUGAUGCGAAAGGAACUGUCGAUAAACUUUCUACUAGAAACAGUAAAUCAGGCCGAGGAAAAAACCGUGGAAAAGGAAUAUAUAAAAACGAUAAUGUUGCGGAAAGACAAAUUCUGGCGCGUUUUGAGACGUUACCCGGCAACAACGGAACAAAAAUUGCAUGAGCAAAAACCAUCAUCAUAAUUUAAGUUAAAGAAAACGACAAAUUUGCCGAGCGAAUGACUUUUGUUCGAGAAAUAUUCAUUUUAUAUUCAAAUAUUCAACAACAUUACCUAUAAGCAGGGCUGCCAUUAC
Messenger RNA from Styela clava, 2008 nucleotides. NCBI's taxonomy places the organism in Eukaryota, Metazoa, Chordata, Ascidiacea, Stolidobranchia, Styelidae. The record is from RefSeq and is a predicted model, not a curated record.